Physcomitrium patens is the source of this 2924-nucleotide messenger RNA. RefSeq lists its product as uncharacterized. Gene Ontology annotation, molecular function: ubiquitin protein ligase activity. Gene Ontology annotation, biological process: regulation of cell adhesion; protein ubiquitination. Lineage: Eukaryota; Viridiplantae; Streptophyta; Bryopsida; Funariales; Funariaceae. The record is from RefSeq and is a predicted model, not a curated record.
GACGACGUCGUCGGAUCGAUCGAUCGAUGCGUUUCAAUGCUGCAUUCACCGGAUUCCGCCGCAUUCAUCUGCCCUCCCUCCCUGCUCAGAUUUCCUGAUCGUCACAUGGUCUGCUUCCAGCCGCUUCGAUCGUCGGCACUGAAUCUUCAUUCCGUUAAGACUCUCGAUCGGCGCAUGCAUGAUCACAACCUCUGAAAAUUUGCAGCUACGAGCUCGACAGGUCGUCGCUGGUUUUCAGUUGCCGCGCGGGAGCUUCGCAGUUCUCACUUCAUUACUGCGUGAUCAGUCAGCCUGGUUGGCGCUGUUGGGUCCUAUCGCCAUUUGUUGGGUGAGGGGGCGAGGAUGUUAUCCCUCAGAGGGUUUGAUUUCGAGGUUGGCAUUAUAGUUGGAAGCGUAGGAAGGGAAGAGAUGCGGCCCUUUGACUAUUAAUGGAUAGCUGCCCUGCAAUUAGUAUGCUUGGAAGGUAUACGAGAGGUAGCUUAAUGAACGAAUUAAUGUGAAGCAGCAGGGUUUUCUCGGUUUGAAGCGGAGGGCAAUUUGUGUGGGAAUUAGAUUCGAGUGUCGUCGUUGCUUAAGAGGUUUUGCUUUUGUGGAGGCUUACCUGGCCGUUUGUGGGGUUAGACAUACGCCGAAUAUUUAUCUGAAGUAGCUAGAGGGGGACUUAUGGUACUUUGGUAUGUAACCCUAAAUAGAGAGGAAGGAGGGUUGUGAGGUUGGCGGAGUGGAGGUGCUGCAGAUCGUAGAACCUAGCGUUUAAUGCCGGAAGUGCCACUGAAUGUUAUGUGACUAUGGUGAACUUAACCAUAUGCCUUGUCAAGGCGGGGGCUGGAGCUGGAGGCAGCCCAGGUGAGAACCAGGAGUUAGCUGGUGGGACAAUCCCCUCAGCUUCUAAGGAUCCAUCGAUGUCUCCUCACUUGAUAGACACAGACCUACCGCUUUUGAGGGGAGUGGGAGUCGUGCCUUCAGAGCCCUGCGCUGUGAACUUCGUGGGAGUGAAGGCUCAUCGCAGACCUGGGGACAAGGUUCACAUCUGUGUGCGGUGCAAUUUUCCGAUUGCUGUUUACGGUAGACUGAUACCGUGCGAGCAUGUGUUUUGCUUGACAUGCGCCAAACUUGACCCAGCCUGCUUCCUGUGCGAGGAAAGGGUUACUCGUAUUCAGAAGAUGGACGUUCUGGAAGGUAUCUAUAUCUGUGGUGCCCCAGGCUGUCUGCGAUCUUUUCUUGCAAGGCCCGAUUUUGACAUGCAUAUAUCUGAUGUUCAUUCCCAGCUCUUGCAACUGGAGCAGGGAAGAUUAUCACCAGAGAGAAACCCUUCUGUUGGAAACGCAGCCCCUAAAACUCAGUCACAACAUGCUGACGCAACUCCUCCCGUGCGGCAAUCCUCCGGCACCCUGCAAGUGGUUCCCCCACGAAAAGAACUCCAACGUAAGCCAUCGAAAGGGGCUCGGCAGGAUCCCCAGGGUGUACUUGCUCGCCCUGUCCCCGAGCUUCGGUUGCCAGAGCAGUUCCCACACUACACACGCGACCAACGAUCAACACACGAACAGGAGACGAACCACGCAAACGCCUUCGACUCACAUGGAAGCGAUCAAAAGGUGAGGAGACACAGAGAAUGGGUGAUGCAUGCUCCUCAAGGGCAAGGCGAGGAUGAGAGAGAGAAUUACGAAAGACAGUCACAGAGGGGAAGGCGGCUAGAUGGAGGCUCUUCAAAUCAUUCAGGACGAAAGAAGGAAGGAGAGGGCGACUAUAGGAACCCUCGCUCUCCCCUGCCAACUCCGAAAGGAUUGCACGAGCGGAAAGAGCACCAGCUCAGCCAGCAAUCGAACCAGCAGCACCCGCCUCCUCCACCCUCCUACCUUCCAAGUUUCUCCCCCGCUUAUCUUCCACAGCAAGAAGGAAAUAGCUUCCCUUCUCGGUUUGAAGCUUCCAGGGGUUUCCACUCCAGCAUGCCAUUUGAAAACGGUCCUCAGCUGAGACACCCGAAUGGUUCUAUCAGGCCUCCCGAGGGUCAUGGACACCGCGGUCCUGCCAGGCCCAUGAAUAGGAGCAGCAGCCAAGACCAGUUUGGUCAAAUCAGACCACUUCAGCCACAAUUUUAUUCAGAGUAUGGCCCUGCCCAUGGGAUGGCUCCCAUGGGCCACCUUCCCUCUCCUCCUCCUUCAGGGCCUUUUUCAAAGCGGACCCAGUUCAAUGGCCAGAGGAUGGAUUACAGCUGGGGCCCUGGAACUCCUGGUAGCUUCGGAGGCCCGCCUCAUCAUCAUGGUUACCCGAAUUGAAUGCCGCCUUCAAAUUCUUCAAUGAAGGGUGAGUGCAUCUGGAUCCUCUGCUGAAGAAAAAUAAAAGAACAAAGAAAGAAGCACUGGUACCCGCUGCUGAGGAGAUUGAGGUGCUUCAAAGGUCAAGCUCAGUCUUGUCGGGUGAGAUACAUUUUUGUUUUUAUUUUCACCAUGGUUUCAGGCACAGCUACUUCAUGGCCUUGUACAUUUUUCUUUAGAAAAGCAUUUGGUUGUUGAUGUUCAUGGCUGAUGAGGCUUUUGGCUAAAGCCAGACGUACUCUUUGAAGAAGCUCAUCCUCCAAAGGACUGUCAUAUCAACUUAUCAAGCUUUGCUCUUGCACAAGUGCGGCGUGUCUUCAAGCUUGCAGGCAAAUUUCUCACAAGAUUCAUUUGCCAAUCAGAUUAAGUGAUGACAUAUGCCUCACAAACCCUGUAAUCAAAUUGGACUACCUUAUUCUCUUUAUCACCUCCACGAUUCUUCUUACUCCUAAAAAUACUACUUUUGGCUUUUCAUUUUGUCGGUGACGUCUAAAGACCCCCAGAGUGAAUCAUGUAUCAAUUUAUUUGGUUAAUGUGUCAGUAGCAGUUAUGAUACCAUUGCUAUAUAUAUAUAUAUAUAUAUAUAGAUAUAUAUAUACCAUUUAUCAU